GAUAUUUAAUUAUGUCUGCAUUUGACUGCACAGUGGACACGUCCGUUAACAUUACUCCGAACACUGGCCACCUCAGAGUGGAUCCAGUUUUUUAAGGAUGCAGGGAUCCCAGCCGGCCUCGCAGUGACUUACGCAGUCUCCUUUGUGGACAACAGAAUUAACAAGAACAUGUUGAUGGACCUCAGUAAAGACAUCAUGAUGGACCUUGGGAUCACAGUCAUUGGGGACAUUAUUGCCAUUCUUAAACAUGCCAAGCAAGUCUACAGACAGGACAUGUGCAAAAUGGCCACAGAAGCCAUCUCCUCAGGACAGACCAGUGUUAAAGCUGAGCUCAGAAGAACUGCCAAUACUCCUGCCACUCGUAUGAUUGCCAACGCUUUGAGCAAUGACUCCCCACCAGCCACUCCAGCCCGUCGACCUGACAACCGGCUCUCUGUCACAGUGUCUAAUAUGCAGGGGAACAAGAGCAGCAAAGCAGUUGUAAGUCAGCCAGCUGACGAGGGGAGCGGUUUGCAAGCAGUGAAGCGCCGACGUGUGACAGCUGAGAUGGAAGGCAAGUACAUCAUCAACAUGCCCAAAGGCACCACGCCUCGUACACGCCGCAUCCUGUCCCAGCAGGCCAAGAAAGGUUCGAAACGCACCUCUGUGUUUGCAAGACUCGGGGCUGAAUCAAAGGCAGACACAACAACGAGCACUAACAAGCCCACCGGAGUAUUCAGUCGACUGGAUAGAGGGGGGGAAGAGGACCAAAGGCCAAAGCCUGGCAAAAUGGCUGGGAACAUGGCGGUGGAAGACGAGGACGACAGCGACGGGGAAGGCUCUGUCCUCCAGUACGCUGGGGUUCUUAAGAGAGCCCCUCCCUCCCAGAGGAAAGAGCCAGCUACAAAACCUGCCCCAACUACCCUACGGCGCCUUGGAGGCAAAUUCAAACUACCUCCCUCUGACACUCCCACCUCUCCCUCCUCAUCAUCUUCUUCCCCUAAUGGUCUCCCCCCUGCCAAGAUCAGUGUGCUUCAGAGACUGGGCAAGCUCCCUGUCUCGCACCCGAGCACGGCCGUAUCAGCAACACCUGCUGACACACAGGACAACAGGGUGACAAGCACCCGGCCGAAGGCUCAGGAGAGACUGACCAUAGCAAGCCCCAAGGUAAGCAGCAGCACUGGGGCAGCUGUGGCAGCAGGGGGAGAGUCUGUGGGAGCCCAGAUGGACGUCAGGGCUAUCAGUGUUUUUAAAAGACUAGGCAACAAGAAAACCUAACACUCCCUGCCCCCAUCCUAAAGUUAUUCAGAAUCUUUCUAUCCACCUUUAUAGAAUUUGUAUAUCCACAUUUUUCCAUCUGUCCUGGUAACAUACCAGACUUAAGAUUUGAGAGUUUGGCCUGUAUAUAAGACAAAUUCAAAGCUGCUUAGUGGAAGACGAACGUAAAUGUGUUUUUAAUUCAUUUUGUCCAUGCUGCCAUUGAAAAUCCUUUUUUUUUUAAGUGUCUAAUCUUUUUAUUUGAGGACUUAAAGUUCUCUGUAUAUCACGGUAUGUUGCUCAACCCAAAAGCUAUUUAUCGUGCUUGUUAGUCAUGUUUGCCAUAUGUCAUUUAAAAAUAUAUAUAUUUAGCUGUUCACGUGAGCUUAAGGCAUGAGCAUGACAUCAGCAUAGCUGUCAUAAUGUUUUUUUUUUACUUUUAGCUUUUAUGUCCACAUAUAAGGAUGGUGCUGCUGCACAAACUACCUUUUUGAGGGUCCUCCUGAAUGAAAACACUUGAGUAGAAAAGAAAAAUGUUCCUUCAAGAAGAAAUAUUUGGUCGUUUUUGAUAUUUGUAAGAAAGUUGCUAAGAAUUUUAAAAUAAGUUAGAACUUAACUUAAGGGAAUUGCUGUGAAACUGUUGUUUUACAUAGUAAGACAAGAAUGGAAAAACAUUUUUUAAAAAGUUUUUCUCAACACCUCAGGCGAUUAAUUUUUAUUUAUUCAAGUAAAAAUAAACAAAAGAAAAGCAGACACAAGAGGAGCCAUGGGUUAGUGGUUAAAUGCUUCUAUUUCUUAUUACCUUCACCACCUCAUAAUUACCUCCUUUAUCAUGAUUUAAAAGUAGGAAAUGUUUAAGCUUUUUUAAUUUGAAUCUUUAAGAAAUAUAAAAUAGUCGCACAGAACAACCUCUUUGAACACGAGUAUCGAUACGAAACACAGCACCUCUUCUUCUGCGCUUUGUGGAGUAGGAGUUCACACCUUUGACCUACAGAUGAGCAUGUCAGAUUUUCUACCACAGUACUGAACAUUUUCUAUAAGCACCUACUAGAAGGCUGGAUCACGAGAAUAUGGUUUAUUUUGAAAUGCAAUGUAUAGAUUUGUUAGACUUGAUUUGGAACAGCACAGAACAUGUUUCAUAUUUUUCUAUGUGGACGUUCUUGUAUCAUGUAUACAUGUAAUGAAACUCAGAUGCCAUCAGGCCUGGUGUUAGGGGUCUCAGUAGGUAGUUCACCUUUUACCCUAAAUGGGUCGUUCACAACCGUGUACUGUUUUAGUCUUUCAGACUUCACACUAGAACUUUGUUACACUGUAAAUAAUUGAGCGUUUCAAAUCAUGGUAGGGAUUGUUUAUUGUUUUAAAGAACCAAGUAUUAAGAGACAAACCAUGAACUGUUGGGAUUUUUUUUUUAAAUAUAUUAAGAAAAAAAAGUGUGCUUGGAAAAUAAUUAAAAGAGAAGAAGGGUUCAAACAUA
Labrus mixtus (cuckoo wrasse) is the source of this 2710-nucleotide messenger RNA. RefSeq names its product chromosome 9 C19orf47 homolog (gene c9h19orf47). NCBI's taxonomy places the organism in Eukaryota, Metazoa, Chordata, Actinopteri, Labriformes, Labridae. The record is from RefSeq and is a predicted model, not a curated record. Gene Ontology annotation, cellular component: nucleus. The transcript has 8 exons. Bases 169 to 1257 code for a protein of 362 amino acids.